AUACAGUCUGAAGAUGACAGCAUCUCUUCAAUACAUAAGAAAACUGCUGGGGAAAAGCAGCUGUGCGACAAGCAACCUGCUGAACACUGGACACAAAACACAGAAGAACACUAAUGAUCAUAAAACAAUCAGGAACAAAGAUAAAAGAAAUGUUGUGCAAUCCCAAGACAAAACGACAGAGCAGUAUAUAAGGAAAAGUGUUGUUUUAAGAAGAAAAGAAAAUGAAACUUUUGGGUUUGACAUCCAGAAAGGCAGUGUUGAGAGAAGCAUCAGUGCUGAGCAGGAUUUGUGCUCAUGUGUGUGUUGGGUGAAGGAGGACAGUCUUGCAGAGAGUAGUGGGUUAUUGACCGGUGAUGUUAUUAUAACAGUCAACAGUGUGUGCAUUGCUGGAUCCACUCUUCAGCAGAUCAACGAGCUGGUUCAAAAAUCCUCCAUCUUAAUGUUGGAGGUUAUCAGAGGUGCUACAGAAAAGCAGAGGCAAUUGCUUCGGAAGCUUUAUCUCCUGCAGCAACAGUUUACAGAGAAAUGCGAAGAGCUUCAGACACUCAUCACAGAGGAAGUGCGUCUGACAAGAGGUGCCAUUGAAAACAUCCAGAAGCCUUAUACUCUUCCUACAGGAUCUUCUGCUUCCACUUUCAGUCCAAUCAAACAGACUGAAUCAUGAAUCAUGAAUCACUGAACAUCAUGUUUUGAAUUAGUCUAAAUAUUGAUGUACAAUAUAAGAUUUAACUAUUUAUUUCAAUCAUACUGCAUUUUGUGUUAUCCGUACUGUAUUUGUGUAUUUUGCACUAUUAAGCAGUCAUUUUUAUUGUC
This is a messenger RNA of Carassius auratus (goldfish), 813 nucleotides long. RefSeq names its product cytohesin-interacting protein-like. The transcript is spliced from 8 exons. The record is from RefSeq and is a predicted model, not a curated record. Gene Ontology annotation, molecular function: protein binding. The coding region runs from base 14 to 664 and encodes 216 amino acids. NCBI's taxonomy places the organism in Eukaryota, Metazoa, Chordata, Actinopteri, Cypriniformes, Cyprinidae.